Molecule: messenger RNA, 1542 nt
Organism: Lotus japonicus
Lineage: Eukaryota; Viridiplantae; Streptophyta; Magnoliopsida; Fabales; Fabaceae
Exons: 6
Coding region: 596-1159 (187 amino acids)
Source: RefSeq, a predicted model, not a curated record
CAUCUUCUUCUUUUUCUUUCCCUUCUGGCAGCAACAAUUCAACACCAUAUGGUACCAUUACUCCUCCCUUUGGCAACACACGCACACCAUGUUCUUCCUAUCACCAAGUUUCAUUUAUUUUCUCCUUCCUUCACGUCUUCCCUGCUGAAGAUCACCACCAAUUAUUUUAUCAAGUCAAGAUGCACCACUUCUUCUCAUCAAUCAAUUUAACAAAGCAACCACUUUUUCUUUCUCGGUAACACAAUCAUCAUCUCAUUACCAGCACCCAUUUCUUCAUCAAAUAUCACCACCAUAUUAAUUUUCUACUAGCACGAGUGCAAAUAUGCCAUUGCCUUGUCUACUUAAUUAAAUCAAGAAGAAUCAGACUUGGGAGUAAGAGGAUUCAAGCACAGUUUCUUCGUUUCUUGACCGAUCGUCGCACUGACAGUUGCUACGCGUAGACCUCGAGGUUCAAUUGUGGAAACUUUGGGGUUGACUGAACAAGCUUGUGAGCGAGACCUGCACCGCGAGACUGGAACAACUCGAGUUUGCAACAGCAAGAGGCACAUUGUAGCAACUAGCAACAGAAAGCACAAAGAACGAAGAAGUGUAAACAAUGUCGUUUAUGAAAGGAGAUUUGCUUUCUCGAACCAGAAAGCUUGUGAAGGGUUUGGCCAAGGCAGAACCCGUGUGGCUCAAAGCCAUGGAACAAGCGCCACCUGCAACAUUUCCUCGAGCUGGGGAUAAAAUUCAGACCAUCACUCUUCCUGAGGAUGUUUAUGUGAAAAAGUUCUAUAAAAAAUACCCUGAAUCUAAGUACCAUGAUCCGAUCAAGUUCUGUGCUUUUGAUCCCCCUCCAUCUCGUCUGUUUGCCUUGAGGGUUCUUGAGUUGAAAGAGCAUGGCAUUAGUGAGGAACAAGCAAUGUCUGUAGCCGAUACGGAAUAUCGGGCUGAGAAGAAGGCGAAGAAGCAGGCAUAUAAACGUCUGAAGGAAAUUGCUCAUCUUCAAGGAAAGAGACCUCCUCCAAACCCAUAUCCUAAUCCUAUCAAGGAGAUACAAGCUGAGGAGAGGAAAUAUGUUCGCGAUCGUUUCUUUAAUCCCAAGAUACAUGAAAUUGUGAAGCAAAAGAAAGCAGAGGCUGAGAGUUUCAGAAGUGGAUUCAGAGGGGGUGAUUGGUGAUUUUAACGGUGCCAAGUUACAAUAAUAUUGAAAUUUUGGCUAUUGAGCAAAUGAACUUUACAAUAAUACUUGCAGGGGCAUAUACUCUGCCUCAUUAUUGAGUGAGUUUUUGAUCUUUUGGUCAUAUCAGAUCAAACUACACUGAAGGUCUUACUAGUUCUAUGUGCGUCAUCUCUUCAAGGCUACCCAUGAAGUUUUAUUAGUUGCUAAUGCUUGCCCUACGUGAUGUGUUAGGCUUUCUUUUGGUUUCAAUUUUGUUCAUUAACCAAUUUUUUGUGGUUUCCUACAAAUGAAAAUGUUUCCAAGAUAAACAUGCACAUGUAAAAUUGUUACUGGGGCUGUUCCAACUUGAUAAAUAAGAGUUGACCUCCUUGCUUCUCUCA